This is a messenger RNA of Lachancea sp. 'fantastica', 843 nucleotides long. NCBI's taxonomy places the organism in Eukaryota, Fungi, Ascomycota, Saccharomycetes, Saccharomycetales, Saccharomycetaceae. The record is from the annotation of a GenBank genome assembly.
AUGGCUGUUCAAGAUGUCAUCAGGAAGAAGUCAAAGGCUCAUGGUGAUCCUGUAGCUAGACAGAAGCUGAUGUGGGUUGUUGGCCACGGAAUGACACUGGGUUUGGGAGCUAUUUACGCACUGUUCUAUCUUUGGCAAUGCUUGACCAUGUACCGGUACAGAUCCUGGAAAACCCUAUUUUUGAUUGCCAGACCUCCACAGGUCAAGUCCCAGACAUGGUUGCAGCUUUUGUGGCGGUCCUUGCCUCAAAUAAGCUACCGGUUGUCGUUGGUUGGUGUACUGUUAGCUUACUCCGUGGCCAGCUAUCAAAAAUGGUAUUCGCUGAACCCUUCCUGGUACGACCUUUUGAGCAGAGAAAACUUUCAAGGUGUUCUGAUUGCAGUAUUGUGGUUGUUUAGCAGAGCGUCGCUUUUCAAGCUGGUACCCUUUAUUCUCACCAGUUUUCUGCAUCUCACAGUUAAGGCCGACCAGAAAGCGGACGUGAAGAAAGACGACGACAAAGACGACGAAAAGAGGCCGUUGAAUGAUAACGAGGACAAGAAGACAAAACAAAAGGACAACACCACUACGUUUUUGCACAUAAUUGCGUACUCCGAGCUUGUUACGGUGGUGAGCCUAUUUUUUGACAUCAUCACAUUCCGGGAUGGUGUUGGUGGAUUUGUGCUGGUGAUAUAUUUGUCGAUCUACUGGCUAAGACUGAACUUCUCGCCCUACGCGCAAGAAACGCUGCUGAGACUCAUCUUGAAAGUGGACAAGAAGAUUCCUCCCAAGUACCAUUCUCAAUGGAAGGAUAUCAAGCAGUUCCUUUACCUCAGAAUGGACGAGAGCCGCAAACAAGGUUAG